UGCAGCAGCCAUUUUGUCUGUUCAUGCAAGUCCACCCCUCACGGUCAAGAACUGCGUUCCCCCUUCGAAAAUAACCUGAAAUAUUGUAUUUUUUUUGUAUAUUAUGUGGCACUUAUACGGAUUUAAAAAUUACAAGUUCGAAGAUGCCUUUCUCUUCGAAAUAAAUAGCGUAUUUUUUUUAGUUGUGUGCGCGAAUAAUUAAGGUUAUGUCGUGCGAGGAAAGCUACUUAGCCAUCAGACGCUAUCUGACUGAUGAGCGGGAGCCGUACGCACCGGGGACCCAUGGCAACACUAAAAGAAAGAUACGUAAAGCAGCCGCUUGCUAUGUCGUGCGGAAUGGCACACUGUACUACCAGAGAAGGCAGAAGGGCCUGGAUGAAUUCACCGAGUUGGAAGUGGUGUUGCAGGCAGGACGGAGGAAGGAACUGAUCGACGAGUCACACAUUGUCACCGGAGAAGAGCACCUCAACCAGCAUCACACUUGGGAAUCCAUUUCUCAGAAGUAUUGGUGGAGAGGUAUCCUGAAGCAGGUGAAGGACUACAUGAGACAGUGUAGGCAGUGCCAGAACAGACAGGACCGGAGAGGAUUAUCAGAGGACCGGAGUGGAUCCAGACUGGUGGGCCGACCAGGGAGACCAAGGAGGGUCACAACCCCAGCCAGUGACGAUGAUGAGGUGGAGGAGGAAGAGGAGGAGGAGAUGGACUUGGUGACUUCCAUUCAUCACAAGACCAAGAGCCCCAGGACUGUGGCUAAACACGAACUGGUCUUUGUGGACAGUAAGGGAGUGGUGAAGCAGUACCUUCCCAGACACGGUCAGACGAUGCUGGACAAGCUGAACCAGCAGCGCCUCAACAACCAGUUCUGUGACAUCACGCUUCUGAUCGAGGGGGAGGAGCACAGGGCCCACAAGGCUGUGCUGGCCGCCUGCAGCGACUACUUUAAUGAGCUGUUUAUAGAGAAGGGAGCUGUGUCCAGUCACGAAGCGGUGGUCGACCUCUCAGGUUUCAGCAAGGUCAGUUUCCUCCCCCUGCUAGAGUUUGCGUACACCUCCAACCUCUGCUUCAACUUCUGUGUGAUGGCCGACGUUGCCACGCUGGCCCGACACCUCCUGAUGGCCGAGGUCCUUCAGAUCUGUGAGUCCGUCCACAAGAAGGUAGAGGAGCAGAAGCUGAUGGUCUACCAGCAAGGAGACAUCCACACGGUGGUGUCCAGCCAGCCUGCACCCCAACAGGCCCCGAAUGAAGACCCUGGGGCCUACAUUAUGACUAUCGGCAGCGACGGCCAUGCCGUGGUGACUCAUACUGGGCUAGCUGGAGCAGGGGAGGACCUGGACUCCCUGGCUGUCAUGGCAAACACAGCAGAGUCCUUCAGAGGGGAUCUGACGUCUGUAGUCAACCAGGCUCUGGGAGGUGAACCAGGGGAGACUAUGACCGUGGUUGGGGAGGCAGGGUCAGAGACGGUGACUCUAGUCACCCACAGUAGCCAGGCCCGGGUAGGCGAGUCGGUCACCCUCUUCUCCCCUACUGGAGAGACCGAGACCAUGACGGUCGUGACCCACAGCGGCCAGGCCCGGGUAGGAGAGUCGGUCACCCUCUUCUCCCCUACUGGAGAGACAGAGACCAUGACGGUUGUGACCCACAGCGGCCAGGCCGGAGCCAAUGAGUCCCUGGCCGUGGUGUCAGCUUGUCUGGCCCUGGAGCAACAGCAGCAUGAUGAAGGGGACGAGGGGGACUCCCUCUCCAUGGAGCCGGGGGCCUUCCUUAUCAGCGUGGACCCAGGGAAGGUGGCCCCUACUGAGGUGGUCCAUCUGGCUGUAGAGCCACCUGUAGUCCAGGUGGAUCCAGCACCCCAGGAGGAGGAGACGUCGGCACACCAGACUGUGGAUCCAGCACCCCAGGAGGAGGAGACGUCGGCGCACCAGACUGUCGAUCCAGCACCCCAGGCCGAGCCCCAGCCCCCCAAGAGGAAGAGAGGACGUCCUGCCAAGGUGAAGCAUGAGGUGAUCGAGGAGCCAGAGUCUCCUGUCGAGGAGGAGGUGGUGGAGGUGCCAGAGCCGGUCUCUACUCUUGCAGAGGAGGUUCAGAGGACCCAUGACCCCUAUAAGAGACGCCUACGGCAGCGUUCCAUGGGGGAGGGGGGGUACGUCAGGCUACACAUGGGGCUGGAGGAGGACAAAGAGGACAAGAAGGGAGCCCAGACCCCACAGCGCCCCAGCACCCCCAAGAAGAGGGGUAGACCCGCCAAGAGGCACGUUGAAGAGAUGGAAGCUGCUGUGGCCGGUAUGGAGAAUGUUGUCCAGACAGAGACUGAGGGCGUCCAAUCACCAGACGGCAUUCUAUAUGGAGCACCUAUCACAGAGCAGCCCGUGGGGCAGGGGCCAGAGCCGGGUCAAGGCCCCGCGCAGCCAGAUGGAGGGAGUGAGGUGGAGGGAGAACACGCCUGUUCAGAGUGUGGACUGUCGUUUCACAGGCGCUAUGCGCUCAUCAUGCACACGCUCAAACACGAGAAGACCCGAGGAUACAAGUGUACUUUAUGUAACAAGGAGUUUCAGUACGCUGCCUCUCUGAGGGCCCAUCUGGCCAGACACAAGCACCAGAAGAGUCAGAGGCCGACCCUGGUCAGGGUCCCCCAGCCCCACGGCGAGGAGGGCGUCGAGGGGGACGGCAGGACCAAGGGACGCACCAAGAGAGAGUUUGUCUGUGACAUCUGUGGAAAGACUCUUCCUAAGCUGUACUCUCUGAGGAUCCACAUGCUGAACCACACUGGGGUACGGCCCCACUCCUGCAGGGUCUGUGGGAAGACCUUCGCUCAUAAACACAGCCUGAAGAUGCACAGAGCUCUACAUGACGCUGCUAAACAGUUCCACUGUCUGCUCUGUGACAAGUCCUUCGUUAGUAAGAGAAGUCUGGAGGAACACACCAGUAUUCACACAGGUGAAUCUAAGUAUCUCUGUACCCAGUGUGGAAGGUCGUUCCACCGAGCCUCUGGUCUGAGUAAACACAUUAAGAGACACCAGCCCAGACCUGAAGUACGAGGAUUCCCCUGCAAUCACUGUGAUAAGAGUUUCUUUGAGGCCAAAGACCUGCAGCAGCACAUGAACAAACACCUGGGACUCAAGCCCUUCCAGUGUCAGGUUUGUGGGAAGUGUUAUAGCUGGAAGAAGGACUGGUAUUCCCAUGUGAAGUCCCACAGUGUGGCAGAGCCUUACAAGUGUAACGUCUGUGGUAAGGAGUUCUUUGAGAAGGCUCUGUUCAGGAGACACGUGAAGAAGGCCACGCAUGGCAAGAAGGGCAGAGUCAAGCAGAACCUAGAGAGAGAGUGUGAACACUGUGGCAGGAAGUUCACCCAGCUCAGAGAGUACAGACGACACAUGAACAACCACCAGGGAGUCAAACCCUUUGAGUGUCUGACGUGCGGAGUAGCCUGGGCCGACGCCCGCUCUCUGAAGAGACACGUACGCACCCACACCGGCGAGCGCCCUUACGUGUGCCCCGAGUGCCAGGAGGCCCACAUCGACGCCCGCUCCCUACGGAAGCACAUGACCAAGUACCACGGCGACCUCCUGCCGGGGAAAAUCAUGCUGGAGAAGGAUACCCUACAGUUUCACAACCAGGGUACUCAGGUGGAACACGCCGUCUCCAUCCUGGCGUCCGAUCUCCCCCCCGAGCUCCGGCCCGUCCAGCCGCCGCCGGCCGAGGAGAUCGAGACGGUGCUGAUCACGGAGGAGACGGUGGAGGCGGUUCAGGCCGUUCAGGGUGACGGGGUCGCGACCUUGUCAGACCAGAGCAUCAUGCAGGUGGUGAACUAUGUGCUGUCUCAGCAGAGUGUGCUGCCUGGGGGGGUGAAGAUGGAGGAGCAAGAGGUUAUACAAACCAUGGAGGUGGUACACAUGGCAGAGGUGGAGUGAGGUGACAGACCAGGUGGAGUGAUGUGACAGACCAGAGGUGGAGUGAUGUGACAGACCAGAGGUGGAGUGAUGUGACAGACCAGAGGUGGAGUGAUGUGACAGACCAGAGGUGGAGUGAUGUGACAGACCAGAGGUGGAGUGAUGUGACAGACCAGAGGUGGAGUGAUGUGACAGACCAGAGGUGGAGUGAUGUGACAGACCAGAGGUGGAGUGAUGUGACAGACCAGAGGUGGAGUGAUGUGACAGACCAGAGGUGGAGUGAUGUGACAGACCAGAGGUGGAGUGAUGUGACAGACCAGAGGUGGAGUGAUGUGACAGACCAGAGGUGGAGUGAUGUGACAGACCAGAGGUGGAGUGAUGUGACAGACCAGAGGUGGAGUGAUGUGACAGACCAGAGGUGGAGUGAUGUGACAGACCAGAGGUGGAGUGAUGUGACAGACCAGAGGUGGAGUGA
Messenger RNA from Oncorhynchus tshawytscha (Chinook salmon), 4362 nucleotides. It is a transcript of the gene zbtb11, whose product is annotated as zinc finger and BTB domain containing 11. Gene Ontology annotation, molecular function: RNA polymerase II cis-regulatory region sequence-specific DNA binding; protein binding; DNA-binding transcription factor activity, RNA polymerase II-specific. Lineage: Eukaryota; Metazoa; Chordata; Actinopteri; Salmoniformes; Salmonidae. The transcript has 13 exons. Gene Ontology annotation, cellular component: nucleus. The coding region runs from base 207 to 3908 and encodes 1233 amino acids. The record is from RefSeq and is a predicted model, not a curated record. Gene Ontology annotation, biological process: regulation of transcription by RNA polymerase II.